CCGCGGUGCCGCAGUGCGUCUGCCGUCGCGUCGCGUCGCGCGCCCCUCGGCGGGCGGGUGCCGCCGCGGCGCAGCCCAGCCCUCGGUAACGCCCUGCCCUACCCGCUGCUCACCAGGAUGGCGGUGGCCGUGACGUGUGUCCCCGUGCCCAGCGGCAAGACUCGCCGGAGGAACCUCUCCCAUCGCGACGAGUACAGCGAGCAGACGUUUGGCGCACCAGUCGACUUCUCCUUCAAGCGGCUGACCAGCCUGGACGAGCUGCACGCCAACGAGAGCCCCAAGGCGCAGCGGACGAGGCGCGCGCCGGUCCAGCUGCAGAACAAGCGCUUCGUGAGCGCCUCGCUCUGGCUCAACCACAACCAGCUCACUGACGUCCGGGGGCUGGCCAGCCUCAUGCGUGGCCUCAUCGCGCAGCCCGACGCACUGGGGUGGCUCGACCUGUCCUUCAACAACCUCACGGACAUCGCCGACGAUGUCCUACAAUUCCCACAACUGCGCAUUCUUUACCUUCACGGAAAUCAACUGACCAAAUUGAAUUCGGUGGCCAAACUGCGGCACCUGCAAAAGCUUCGAAAUCUCACACUGCGAGGGAACCCUAUCGACGAGAUUCCAUCGUACCGCAGUUACAUCAUCAGCAUAAUACCACAGAUAACAAGACUGGACUUUGUCCCAAUAUCAGCGGGGGAGAGGGGGAGUGCCCCUCCUGCUGGUUUUGCAAAAAAGAAGGCAAUGCUUCUCAAAUGAUCAUGUACUUAAAAAUGAAAGGAAAAUGUAAAAUUGAUUUCCAAAAAUAU
Frankliniella occidentalis (western flower thrips) is the source of this 794-nucleotide messenger RNA. RefSeq names its product leucine-rich repeat-containing protein 51-like. Gene Ontology annotation, molecular function: protein binding. The coding region runs from base 118 to 744 and encodes 208 amino acids. The record is from RefSeq and is a predicted model, not a curated record. The transcript has 4 exons. Lineage: Eukaryota; Metazoa; Arthropoda; Insecta; Thysanoptera; Thripidae.